AUGGCACCCGCUGCGGCAGCAAAUGAGUCGCCACCAUCGCCCAAGGCCACCUUCGAAGGCCGCCUCAAGCUGCAAGACUUCAUCUUCAAAGGUGCCUCGACAGAGGCUAGCUCAGGUGCCGCCAUGCUUCGGCGAAGUCCCCGGAUCUCCACGCCGAAGUCUACAAUUCUAGGCUCGCCAACGCCGUCGCCCACACCCCAACGCACCGCUAGCAUCACAGGUUCUGCGCGGAAGCGCAAAGCUGCCACAGCACCUCCAUCAGUCUCGGCAACACCCAGCUCGCCGUCCUCGCUCAACAAGCUCUCCUCCCCCUCGCCGAGCAAGAAGCGCAAACGGCCCAAGGCCUCGGGGUACGCCCCGCCCUCGACAUACGCGCACCUGCCGCUGCUCCCCGACGCCAUCGCGCCGAACCUGCUGGUGCUCUUCGUGGGGCUCAACCCGGGCAUCCAGACGGCGGUGCAGGGCCACGCGUACGCGCACCCCUCGAACCUGUUCUGGAAGCUCAUGUUCUCGUCCGGCGUGCUGCCCGAGCCCGUGCACUACUCGGAGGACCGCACGCUGCCCGCGCGCUUCCGCCUCGGCCUCACUAACAUCGUGGCGCGGCCGAGCCGCAACGGCGCCGAGCUGAGCAAGGCCGAGAUGGACGAGGGCGUCGCCGUGCUCGAGGCGAAGGCGCGCCGCUGGCGGCCCGAGGCCGUGUGCAUUGUGGGCAAGAGCAUCUGGGAGAGCGUGUGGCGCGUCCGCCAUGGGAGGGCGGUCGGCAAGCAUGAGUUCCGGUAUGGCUGGCAGGACGCGGGGGAGAACAUGGGCCGCCUCGGCGCGGCGGGCGUGAGCGAGGAGGAGAAGGAAGAUGGUGUCGAGUAUGCGCCGGAUUGGAAGGGCGCGAGGGUGUUUGUGGCGUCUAGCACGAGCGGGCUGGCGGCGACGCUGUCGCCCGCUGAGAAGGAGAAGAUAUGGAGGGAGUUGGGCUCUUGGGUUGAGGAGAGGAGAGCGGAGUUGCAGAAGACCAGCUCAGCUGAUGCAUAG
Molecule: messenger RNA, 1026 nt
Organism: Phaeoacremonium minimum UCRPA7
Lineage: Eukaryota; Fungi; Ascomycota; Sordariomycetes; Togniniales; Togniniaceae
Product: putative g u mismatch-specific uracil dna glycosylase protein
Exons: 1
Coding region: 1-1026 (341 amino acids)
Biological process (GO): base-excision repair, AP site formation
Molecular function (GO): mismatch base pair DNA N-glycosylase activity
Source: RefSeq, a predicted model, not a curated record